Musa acuminata AAA Group (dessert banana) is the source of this 1172-nucleotide messenger RNA. Its product is annotated as bZIP transcription factor 44-like. Bases 466 to 939 code for a protein of 157 amino acids. The transcript is spliced from 2 exons. NCBI's taxonomy places the organism in Eukaryota, Viridiplantae, Streptophyta, Magnoliopsida, Zingiberales, Musaceae. Gene Ontology annotation, cellular component: nucleus. Gene Ontology annotation, molecular function: transcription cis-regulatory region binding; DNA-binding transcription factor activity. The record is from RefSeq and is a predicted model, not a curated record. Gene Ontology annotation, biological process: positive regulation of DNA-templated transcription.
UCCAUUUUGCUCUAUAAAUUCCGUUCUUCUCGUAAGCUGCAAUUCCCUUUUCUCCUUCUCCCCUCUUCACUCGCUUAGCUUUCUUGAGGUUCUGCUGCUCUGCUCUUGAUUAGUCUUCUUUCCCUGUGUGCUCUUUUGAUCAUAAUUUCUUUGGGUUCUCGAUCCAAAAUCGAAAAACUCUUCCUUCUAGCUUCUGUUUAACUUCAUUCUUAGAGAAAGAUCUGUCUUCGGGAGUUCCUUUCGCAAGUUUCUUCCCUGUUCUGGGCAAUCCAUCUCCAUACACACUCUAUCUGACCAAAUCCAAGAAACCAGCAUCCGAAAUUUGCCGCUAAAGCUAGGGAGGUUUACUCGUAACUACGUACCGAUAUCUGAGCUUCGUUCCAUUCACAUGCAGUGUCUGUAUCUCUUGAUGUUUCUCGUUGCUGCCGCUUAUCCCAAGUGAAAUUAAUUCUCCUGCGCGAGUUUAUGAUACACUCCAUUUUUCAGCGCAUGACAAACCUCGCUCAGUCCUUCUCUGUGGCCUUUCUUUACUGUGGCACUUCUUCCGGAUCCAGCCAGCUCCUUACCUCCGGUUCCGAAGAAGACCUGCAAGCCGUGAUGGACCAGAAGAAGCGGAAACGAAUGAUAUCGAACCGGGAAUCAGCGAGGCGGUCGAGGAUGCGCAAGCAGAAGCAGUUAGCCGAUCUCACGGCAGAGGUGAUGCGGCUGAGGAGGGAGAACGACCAGGCCGUCGUGGUCUUGAACCUCACCACGCAGAGCUACUCCGUCGUGGAGGCCGAGAAUUCCGUGCUGAGGGCUCAGGCGAUGGAGCUCACCUACAGGCUGCAGUCUCUCAAUGAGAUCGUCGACAACCUGAAUGAAAACAGCAUCAGCCCAUGGAACUUCUUGUGUAUGAAUCGGCCUAUCAUGGCGUCCGCAGAGAACAUGCUCUACUACUGAUUGAUCCAUGAGCGGCAGCCAUAGAUUCCGUAGCUAAUAAUGGUGCCUGCUCCUCCUUGUUUGGCAUGCAUCUCCCGUUUGCGUACUCUUCCGGCGUGUUAUUCUCGUGUUUGGGGUGAAUCGCACCCAAGAUAUUUUAUCAUUUGGGCUUAUGGGGACCCACCCCAUUAUGUACGAAUAUUAGUCUUAAGACCACGAACCUUGCUUGUUAUCGUGGAAGGUUUUUCCCACCA